Messenger RNA from Ailuropoda melanoleuca (giant panda), 860 nucleotides. RefSeq names its product C-X-C motif chemokine ligand 17 (gene CXCL17). Gene Ontology annotation, biological process: negative regulation of inflammatory response; positive regulation of vascular endothelial growth factor production; positive regulation of monocyte chemotaxis. Bases 44 to 403 code for a protein of 119 amino acids. Lineage: Eukaryota; Metazoa; Chordata; Mammalia; Carnivora; Ursidae. The record is from RefSeq and is a predicted model, not a curated record. The transcript is spliced from 4 exons.
CCAGAAUCUCUUCAAGUGACUCACAGCAGCACCAACAGUCGCAAUGAAAAUUCUAAUCUCUUUCCUCCUUCUGUUGCUGCCACUAAUGCUGAUGCCUGUGGUCUCUAGCAGCCCAAAUCCAGGGGUCGCCAGAGGCCAUCGGGACCAUCGCCAGGCUUCUAAGAGGCGGCUCCAUGAAGGCGGCCAAGAAUGCGAGUGCAAAGACUGGUUCCUGAGAGCCCCUAAAAGAAAACUCAUGACAGUGCCUGAGAUGCCAAAGAAGCAGUGUCCCUGUGAUCAGUUCAAGGCCAGUGUGAAGAAAACCAGGCACCAAAGGCACCACAGGAAGCCAAACAAGCACACCAGAGCCUGCCGGGAAUUUCUCAAACAAUGUCAGCUAGCAAGCUUUGCUCUGCCUUUAUAGGAGCUCUGAGGGCUCGCUCUCCCAGUGAAACAUUUUCAGUCAAGAUGUUAGUGAGCGCACCUAGAGGAUGCUUUUCUCCCACUUCCCGCUCCCCCUCCCUGUUCCCCACUCCAGUGUUCUCACAAAGCAUUUUCCCCAAGAUUAUUGCUCCCUCUUCUCUUGUCAGGCUUUUCCUGUGCACCCCCCCUUUCCCGGGCUUAAGCUUAGUUGCCUGAAAGAAACCUGGAAACCCAGGUUUCUUAACUGGUCCCAAAUAACCUUAAAUAUAACCAGGCAAGUAACAAACAGAAGUCAAUAAAUACUUUUAAAUGUAGUAAGUCAAAAUCAUUUCUUUCAAACGGGGUCUGGCAACUCAUCCCAUCCCCACCUUAGCCUGUUUACUGCAAACUCUACCCAGAUUCUACACACACUUCUCCCCACCACCAGCCUCACUCUUCCUCUCCACUGCCCAAUUUUU